This is a messenger RNA of Aspergillus aculeatinus CBS 121060, 1410 nucleotides long. RefSeq lists its product as uncharacterized. Bases 101 to 1390 code for a protein of 429 amino acids. NCBI's taxonomy places the organism in Eukaryota, Fungi, Ascomycota, Eurotiomycetes, Eurotiales, Aspergillaceae. The transcript has a single exon. The record is from RefSeq and is a predicted model, not a curated record.
CAAUGAAAAUAUUUUUCUUGACUGCGUGAAGAAAGACCAUCAUUUACAGAAACUUGCGACCUUCAUUUCACCACCCCUCCUCCUGUGACCCCGAUCCCCGAUGGCUGCCCCCGCUCUCUCCACCAGCGGGUUGAUCGAUCCAACAAAACAAGCCGAGUAUCCUAUUGUGCUGGGUGACAGGCUCGCUGGCAAGGGCGCAUCAGGCUCCCAGCUAGUCAACAUUCAAUAUAACUACAAAACCAAAUCUGCGACCGCCCGAUCUAAAAUCUCUCGAUCAAGGCAGUCUCGGGAUCGUUACAAUCUGACGAUCACGGAUAAAGCACCAAAUGCCGAGCAGAAUGUGCUGACCUACACCUAUCAAGGCAGUGUAGAUCCGGCACAAGCCGCGCUGGAAUCUCGUGAACAUAAUCUUGUCCUGGUAUUUGACGCCAAUCGGAAAGUGUUCGUACUAGAACCAGUAACGACACAGCUCAACUUUAAUCUUCGGUCAGCCCCAGCGAAGUCACACAAGCAGGUCCUUGAACAAUAUGAGCAACUACGAACGUUGCAGGAGGAAGACCAUGGUUCGGGUGACGAUCGGGCGUCUGACAAUGCCAGUGGUAAUGAUGACGGCCCGGCGGAUGACAACAACCCUUUUGAUUUUCGUCAUUUUCUUCCAAAGGAGAACGCCGAUGACGACAAAUCUGCUUCAGAUACCAGUGUGGGCAAAGCUGCGACACCAUUGAUGUCUGCUGUCAAACCCACUCCGAGUCCCAAGCCCGUGCCGGACAAGCAGAAGCAGCGGGAACCACUGCUCCGGAAAAAGGAGCGUGCAGAGGCUGUCAGGCUCCCGAAGUCCACACCGACAAAAGCACCCCCGAAGUCUCCGGCACGAAUCGAACGCAAGGGAACCGACCGGAAGGUCGUUAAAGAGGAUGACGUGCGGUUGAGCACAGCGAAGCCCCCGCCGGCUGAAACUGGCUUGGGAUUGGUCUCGUCCCAGGUAACUGAGCCUUCGCCGGGGUCAAAUAUCAUCAUCGACGGUGACUUGAUUAUCGAAAUGGGCUCGCCGCGGCCCUCGAGAAUUGACACGACCUACUUCUCCGAUACGCACACACCGGCCAGUGAUGAUCACGAGGAGGAAGAUGAUGAAGAUGUUGACCAUCUCCGACUUCCUUCACCAGCCCGCCACGGGAAAGCGCCUGCAGUUCGCGAGCCUGUCUCUGCGCCGCUCGCGGAUGAAGAUGAGCUGGAUGACGAUGAUGCCCUAGCCGCUGAGAUGGAGGCGGCCUUUGAAGAAAGUGCGCGGGAGGAAGAAGAGGCACGUAGCCACCAGUCGCAGCCACCAUACUCGUCACAUCUGUACCACGCACCUAGUGAGGAUGAGAGCGAGGUCAGCGAGGAAGAGUAAUACUGUCCCUUUUACGACUC